AUGAACCAUGUAAAAUGUGUUUAUACAGGCAAAGAGAAGUUGGAUAGUGCUAAAAGGCCCAAGACUGGAGGAGGCCCUCCCCAACCCCCACUUACUGCAGAAGAAGAGACAUUCUUGAGGUUAUCUGAGAGUGAACCAAGUGUUAGUGGUGUGGAGGGAGGAAUUGAUACAGAUGCCCCUACAUUCCAAGUCUCAGAAGUGAAUGAGAGCCAGCUGCAGUCUGCACAACAAGGUUCACAAUGUCAAGAACAGACAUCAAAUGGAAAAGAUACAUCAAGUUCAGUUGAUUAUGUUCCUAGGAUGGUUCAAAAUGUAAAGAGAAAAGAGAAGACAGGUGAAGCCAAAAGGAGAAAAUUGGAGGAGCUGGAUGAGAGAAAUUUAAUAUUGGACAGCCAACGACUCAAGAUAAAAGAAGAGAGAGAAUGUCUUGCUCUUAAGAAGGAAGUCCUACUAUUAAAAAAACAAAAACUGUUAUGUGAAAUUCAGUCAUCUUAUCCAGAUUUUAUUACAGCACUAUCAUCUGAAUUAUAA
Molecule: messenger RNA, 531 nt
Organism: Saccostrea echinata
Lineage: Eukaryota; Metazoa; Mollusca; Bivalvia; Ostreida; Ostreidae
Exons: 5
Coding region: 1-531 (176 amino acids)
Source: RefSeq, a predicted model, not a curated record